Dracunculus medinensis (Guinea worm) is the source of this 1059-nucleotide messenger RNA. The record is from the annotation of a GenBank genome assembly. NCBI's taxonomy places the organism in Eukaryota, Metazoa, Nematoda, Chromadorea, Rhabditida, Dracunculidae.
AUGCGAUCAUUCAAUGAUGAAAUGAAUAAGAAAGACAUAUUUGUAAGAUUGCUGUCCGCAGUCCUUGAUCUCGCUAUUUUUGUCACAAAAGCAUCGUUCUAUGUGACCGAUAUGCGUAACUCCAACGCUCUUUUUUUCUACUCCAAAGUUGUUUGGAAACAAAUCGAAAAUCAUGGUUUCUCCGAGUUAAAAAAGUUGUUAAAAUUGUCGGAAACCGAAAAAGAAGGACAAACUUCAUUUCAUUUGGAUGAAAAUGAUGCCAAAUGUUCCAUCUUUAAUGUGCGAUUUAUUCCCAGUGGCAAUAAAGUUCGCGCAAUUAUGGUGCCUUCUAAUUCUCGAACUUACAAGCACCAAAAAGAACGACGUUUUUUUGAAGAUUUAUUUUCAAAAUAUGCAAAACAGAAUCGCAAAAAAAAAAUUUAUUCUGUUCGAACAGAUCUAAGACAAUGCUUUGAUCAUAUGGAUCAUGUCCUGUUAAAAGGAAUUAUUUCAAAUAUUAUUGAUUGCGAAAGAUUGCCUAUCGUGGAAAAGUGUACACAGCCAGUUGCGUUUUUGGAACAAAUCUUAAAUGGCAUUGAUAAUUACAAUAUGGUCGCAGAUCCUCUGAAAACAGUUAUUAAUUUUAAGUCUAAUUUAAAUUAUCCAUUCAAAUUUAUUCAUAUGAAUGGUUAUAUAACGUGGAACGGCUACGAUAUUUUUCCAGCUGUUUUAAAGAUAUCUGCGUCACAGUCUAAUUCUAAAACUUCAGUUGUUCCACCUUUCAAACUCUAUCUCAGCUCUUAUGAAAAGAGAUUAACGAUUCGUAAAAUUGUUAGGGCGGCGGUGUCUCAAAGAUAUUUUAUUCUUGUACGAUUGAGCUUCGGCAUAUGGAAGACAGUGGUUUUGAAAAAGCUAAGCUGGAUUGCUUAUGAUUUGUAUAUUCAGCCUCUUGCUAAAAAGCUCAAUCUUAAUCCUAAGGCUUAUUGGAAUCGACUAUUUAUGAAACAUAUCAGAAAAUGGAUACAGCAAGGAUUCAAACAAAAAUCUAAUCCAAAAUUAACUUAUCUCUUCAAUCUUUGA